Oikopleura dioica is the source of this 2214-nucleotide messenger RNA. The record is from the annotation of a GenBank genome assembly. NCBI's taxonomy places the organism in Eukaryota, Metazoa, Chordata, Appendicularia, Copelata, Oikopleuridae.
AUGGCGGAAUCGGAUCUUUUGAGAAGUAUUCGUCUGAUGAAAGAGAAGAGGGACGAGAAAAUCGCCGCCAGAGAAGUUGAUCCAAUCACAGCCAUCGAAAAGGCCGCCGAAUCGAGGAGAAAAGUUUUAAUCGACAAGAAUUUCGCGGGGCCGGAUAAUGGAGAAACAGAAAUUUCAAAUUCCGCGAGCGAAUCGAGCGAUCCGCCAGCUGCGCCCGAAACGGCCAGGAAGGAGCGAUGGAAGGAAAUGGCAAAACAGAGAGAGAUUUGGGACAGGGAGCUGGUUGAAGCCACGCAAAUUGCAAAGGAACGACUACAGAAAGAAAAAGAACAAGAAUCGUCCGAAAUAUCUGCUCCUUCGGCCGUGCGCAAGAAAUUCGAAGUCCUCUCUGCGAAAGAACAGGUCGAACGCGCCCUGCGUAGAUCUGGAAAGCCGGACGCAAAAGAAACGCCUUUCGUGAAGAGAACGGCGAAAAAGGAGUUCGAUUUGAAAGAACUCUCCCAAAAGGGCCACGUCUCCAAACUGGAAAGUCCUAUUCCAGAAAAGGAGAAUUUUCUCCCAGCUGUUGUCUCAUCGCCAAACUUCAAAAACUUCGACUUGGAAGAAGCGCCGAUAAUGCCCGCUCCGAUUGUUCCUCCGCGCCAGACAACUCCGACUGUUCAAACUGCCAAGCUUAUUAAACCUGUUUCGCAGCCAAAACUCUUGCCUAGCAAACCCAACGCUUCUGAACCGGAAUCCCAGCCGUCUCCAAGCUCAACCCCUCCUCCUCAAGAACCAGCGCCGAUUCCCUUCAGUCUGGACGAGCGAGGCGAUGAUUCUUCCAGCGCCAUAUCCUCCGUUCUCCAACCGAAUGAUGUGUCGGAAGAUGCCAUGGCAGUGGAUGCGGAGAACAACCUCCUAACUCCUAAGAGCCAGAAGCGCUCCGUAGAAGCCGAGGACUAUCAAAACUCGCGGGAGAAGUUCGUAAAGCAGCAUUCCGGCCAUCUGAAAUCAAGAGGAUCUAUCGAUGACAUAUCAAUCGCGCUCACUUCUCCGCAGAACAGGAAGCUGACGAUUGAUGACUAUCGAGCAUCACAGCGCAUAAAAGAUAAGCCCACGCGGGAGACGGUUUUCAACUGGCAGAAUCAGAUGACGUUGAAGAAUUCGACCGCCAUCGGAACUUUAAAGCGAGACGAGAAGAGGAAAGACUUGGAGAAUGAAAUUGCGCUUCUUGAGCAGCAAAAACGACAGGCGAUCAAGGCGCAUAAGCUGAUCAUGAGCAAGACUGUCCCGGCGGAUGUGGAGGCCGAAGCGGAAAAGACCCUCUUGUGUGCUACGGAGAAAUAUAAAGGAUUACGUGCCAUCGCGAAUUCGAUGAAACGAGUCCUCGACCCUUAUUCGAAAGGAUCGAUUCGCAUCUCCGACCUGUGGGUGAAAGCUAAUAAGUCGGUGAUCGCGAACUCGGAGCACUUUCGAAACACCUGGGUGAUCGGCCUGAUCACCGUCGGCGAGGAAUUCUUCGCGACGGAAAUGAGCCGCAUGGAUGUCCAGGGAGAAGUCCGCCUGCUCGUCGAAGGAAGUAAAGGCAAACGGAUUCUACGUAAUGUCGCGCCGGACUUUGAGCUUUCCAUUUCUAUAUUUAGUCUAAAUAUCGCUGGAGAAAAGAAGGAGAAACAAGCAUCUGGUGGGCUCUUCAGUCGAUCACUGUUCAGUCGGAAAAGUCUGCGAAAGAAUCAUCACAGUAACGGAAGUGGCUCGUCGGCCACUUGUCCGGAAGACAGUAGCUCCAGAUUCGAGAAGUUUAUCCCUGGUAAAGUGAAAACAAAGGGAGCUGGAAAUACAGGAUGCACGACUUACGGUAACUGGAUUCGUUACUGGGCGAGAUUGAGAGGUGACUCAAUCGAGUUCUGGCGAUAUCCAGAACAUGCCGAGACUGAGCCCGCUGAAGGUCGAAUAAGCCUGCGAUAUCUGCUCAAUCGCUCGGUCGGGGCCGACAAGCGUGGCCGUCGUCCAAACACUUUCGAGCUGUAUGGCCGCGCGCCGCCCAAGAACGAGCAGGCGAAUCAUAUGGAAGGACUGUCGCUCAGCUACGAUCACAACAAGUUCGUACGCUAUCAGAUUUCUGCCGAUGCCUCGGAGGAGAUGACGAAAUGGUGCGAAGCUCUGGGAACUGUUCUUCAAGAACUUCGCGUCUGGGAUUUCACCAUGUCGCCACCUGUUGACGACAAUUGCUAA